CUCUUCACUACGGAAGUCUUCCCUCGUCGACUUCCUUCCUGGUGUCUCCAGCAGCAUGGUGAACUUGGAGCAGACAGAAGACGACCCAAAACACGCAAAAAUGUCCACCGAAGUUUCAAUUUUAACCAAUCCGACAGCAAACGAACAUUCUGCGGCAGGCGGCGGUGGAGACCCAGGCGCGUUCCCAAGUCUGAUCCCGUCGUUCGCUGACGCAUGCAAGUUGGUGUCAACGCCGUACUCGUGUCUAGUCAUGGACACGCACAGAAGACAUAUUGCCCUGUCGCCCAUGUACCUGAAGAAGAAACGGACAGGGAUCCAAGAGGAACUGAACACCGAACUGCUAAGAUACUCAGAAAGUCUGAAAGGUGUGCCUCUGGCCUAUGAUGAGGUCAGUUUGCUGGGGCAGCAUGGAGACAUCUACGACGACAACGGAUACAUUCACCUCGACAUACAAGCCAACUUUGUCAUCUUCCAACCCCAGAGAGGACAGAAAUUACUGGGCACAGUUAAUAAGCUUGGUGUGAGUCACGUGGGCUGUCUGGUCCAUGGCUGUUUCAACGCCAGCGUUCCAAGGCCAGCCCACGUCACCAUGGAGACCUGGAGGGAGGCAGGACCCAGGAUAGGGGCGGAGCUGGAGUUUGAGGUCUGUCAGCUAGAUGCAGACACAGUCGGAGUGCUGCUGAUCAGAGGAAGACUUGGCAGGACACGGGUUCAGGAGCUGUUGGCAGCUGGAGAGAGUUCUUAUCCUACUGACCCCGCAGAACAGCUGGAGGAACUAGACACAGAACCUGCUCUAGAACCCAACCAGGACUCGCCUGGCGCCACCGUCAAACCCAAGAAGAAGAAAAAGGAGAAACACAGAGAGGUGGCUUCAGUACCAUCCCCCGGAGACGCGGAGGACAGCAGCACUAACGGCCACACUGAGGAGAAGAAGAAGAGGAAGGAGAAACGGCAGAACCAAGAGGAUGAGGAGAGAGAUGUGGGUGGGAGUGGUCCUGUGGAGGUGCAGGGGAGCGACUCCAGCGGUUACCUUAGUGACAAGCCAAACAGGAAGAGGAAACAGGGUGACGAUAUCACGUCCUGUCUCCAUGGAGAUCCUGAAACGCCCAAAACUAAGAAGAAGAAGAAAAAUAAAUGAUGUGACUGUGUCACUGUGACUAAAAUUGAGUGAAACUGAAUGAACAUUAAAAGAUGAUGACUAAUGGAAUGUCUUAAGUAGACCUGAUGAAUUAGUUUGGUUACAGCUUCAGCCCUAUAUGGUCUCCCAUACUGUUGGGGUGGUCUGUGUGUCUCUUGAUGCAGCUCUUUGUGUAGUUCCCUUUACAAACCUGCAGAGGGAGCCAAGUCAUUUCUAGAAGCCAUCAUGGCUCAUGGUAAAGAACUCCAGUGUUUGUUAGCAGAACGCAACAUGCUGUAGGGCUAUCCAUCACGGCUUUACCAGUGUCUUCAAAUCUGAAAUGGCACCCUAUUCCCUACAUUGUGCACUAGUUUGGGCCAGGGUCACGUAGGUUCUUUGCCAAAAGUAGUGCCCUAUGUAGGGAAUUGGGGUUUCAUUUGGAACAGAGAUGGUGUUUUGUUCUCGAGGCCCCAGAGAGAAGGGAAGAGAUGUUGCCAGUGUCUAAGUCCUUCUACAUUUGUAUAGGUGACACAUUGAAGACUUCAGAAAAGAAGAGAAGUGUUUUUAUGAAUUAAAUAAUGAUAUAUUUGGGA
This is a messenger RNA of Salvelinus fontinalis (brook trout), 1710 nucleotides long. It is a transcript of the gene polr1f, whose product is annotated as RNA polymerase I subunit F. The record is from RefSeq and is a predicted model, not a curated record. The coding region runs from base 56 to 1138 and encodes 360 amino acids. Gene Ontology annotation, cellular component: RNA polymerase I complex. Gene Ontology annotation, biological process: DNA-templated transcription initiation. Lineage: Eukaryota; Metazoa; Chordata; Actinopteri; Salmoniformes; Salmonidae. The transcript is spliced from 4 exons.